Rhagoletis zephyria (snowberry fruit fly) is the source of this 2374-nucleotide messenger RNA. It is a transcript of the gene RhoGAP16F, whose product is annotated as Rho GTPase activating protein at 16F. NCBI's taxonomy places the organism in Eukaryota, Metazoa, Arthropoda, Insecta, Diptera, Tephritidae. The record is from RefSeq and is a predicted model, not a curated record. Gene Ontology annotation, biological process: regulation of GTPase activity; signal transduction. Gene Ontology annotation, cellular component: cytoplasm.
CGUAAAUUUUGAGUUACAUCUCUAUAUUAUUAAACGUGGAAUGUGUAUGGACGUAUAUAUAUGUCUAUCUACUGGUUAAAAAGUAAAGAUUGACACAUAAAUAUUUAUCCGAAAUCGUUAUAACAAUUGCGAUUGAUAAAAUGAACGCUUAGCGCAGAGCGCGCUGAGGCGAGUGGUGGCAAUGUCGUCGGAUACUAUUGAGCGCACAGAUAAGAUUACUUCGCCUUAGCGGGCUAGCGCUAGGGCAAUUUCCAUAAAAUUUAAGUUCCCUGAGAGUUUCCAAAAACAGUAAGUAGGUGCUAUUGGAGUGUAAAGCGUCAUCGGCACGGUCGAAUGCCUCACGUCAACGUAUUGUUAUACAUAUCUAUAUACGUUUACUAUACUAUAUGUAUAUAGGCGGACAAUUGUUGCAUUUCUUAUUGGUAAUCGUGUCUGACGUCGUCUAGCGACACGCUGCAGGAAUACAGCGGGAAACACUAUAUGUAUUGACCAACGCUCUCCUAAGUAAGUUGCUGGAGGAACUUACGAAAACGCAAACUGUGAUAAUCAAUAUAGCCAGCGGUUUUGAAUUUCGCCUUCGCGCACUCAACCAAAACAUAUUUACACAAACAGAAUAUGCACAUGGGCUACAUAAGUACAUAUGUACAUCCAUUCGCGCCGUAGUUGGCAAACAUAUGUGAUUUUUUUUACCCCUUCCGCCAACUUCCUUUGACAGCCUCUCUUUCAAGCACCUCAAUAUGCAAACGAGCAGCAGCAGCAAUAGCAGUAACCACAGCCAUUACAAUGUAGCACCCUCAACACCAGUCACUCCUGGCACGCCCGAUUCAGCGGGCAUAUUAGUCGGUGCUGCGGGUCGAGCUGUUUACGAGAAACGUAAUAAAACGAUAAUGCACUAUUUUCGUGACCGCACACCGAGUCAUACGCGUGCACAACAACAGCAACUCUACUAUCAAUACCAUCAGGAGCAGCCACAAGUCAGAUUAAACCGCAGGCGACCAGAAGCAGUAAUUUAUUUAAAGGAACCACAUCCAAUCAACAAGCUGGCGCUACUAAAAAGUGCAAGUACACGCGACUUGUCGCGUUUGGUUGUCGAGGAAAAGCAACCAGUUGCUCCUACACCACGGGCAAUGAUUACACAUUUUGACAGCUCAACAACUAGCAGCACCGGCACUGCCUCCUCGAGAGAGUCAACAGCGGAUGACCAUAAGCGACAACGCGCACGUGAACGUAACUACUGUGAGGAGUAUUGUGGGCAACGUAUCACCGAGCUAGAAACACGUAUAACACACUUGGAACAGCAAGUGCAAAAUGAGCGGACCGUGGCACAGGAUCUAUCCACGCGCAUACAUGAACUCUUGCGACGCGUAGAGCAGCUAAGCCAAUUAAAUGCGCCUGAUAAGCGAAAACGCAGCAGCAUGCGCAAAAAAGCGUCACAGGGAAACGCAAAUAUGAACUCACAAGCUUCAGUGCAGCCUUCAAAGUUAGUGGCGUGGAUGAAUUUGUCAAACUGGUUUAAGCAACGGCCAAGUAUUGCAACGCUGAAAGAACAGAAUAUCUAUAAUGAUGAGCCUUGUUUCGAUACAGAAAUCGAAAUGGUACUCAAACACGAGGUACACAAAACUGUGCCGAAAAUCGUUGUGGACUGCUGUGAUUUGAUCGAGGAACGUUAUCGCAAGUCUUCAGAGCCCAUCGAGGGCAUUUACCGGCAAUGUGGCGAUUAUAAUAAAAUGCAAAGUCUGCGCUUUCGCAUCGAUGCAAAUGAUUAUGAGUCAUUGCGGCAACCAAAUGUCGACAUUCAUACAUUGACCGGCGUGCUAAAAUUAUUUCUACGCGAAAUAAAAAGUCCACUUGUGAGCGCAAAUGAAGCGAGGACUUUUAUUGGUAAACCGAAUCAGUGGGUCUUAAUGGAUGUUGCAGCGAAAAUCGAAAUUCUCAAAAGACUGAUCCGUACAUUGCCGGAAGUAAAUAGGGAUACAAUGAAUUACAUAUUUGCGCAUUUAAACAAACUCACAAAAGUGCCUCUACAGCAAGUCAGCGCCGAUACGCUUGCCAUUUCCAUAACCCCCACCAUUUUUCAUCCCGUUCAGAAGGGCGCAAACAUGCAGGAUUUACAAGAGUUGGUCAGAGAGAGUCAACUGCUGGCGGAUUGUGUUAAAAUUAUGAUCGAAUAUCAAAGUCGAAUAUUCGAAUGCUCGGUCGAGCGACGGCAUAAACGAAUCAGUGUGCGACGCUUGCGGAAGACACUCUCUCAACCGGAUAUGAUUUUCCAAAAUUUCUUUUGAUCAAAUAAUACUAGGAUUAUAGAUUGUUAAGUAUUUAACAAAAAAUUUUAUAAAAAAUAAACUGAUUUUUAUUUAGAAAAAUGCUUACUUUU